ACGAAACCAAGUGAGCGCGAUAAUGACCGGCCGGGCUUACAUCAUUAGUGCGAAGUGGAGGACGGAAAGAGAGUGAAAACACAACAGCCACUGGCUUCGUCGUGAGGACCUGCAGACCAAGAGUGCUUUAUAUUCCACGUUCGGAUGGAUGGAGAGUCCUCGCUGGAAAGUUAUUUUGACCAGUCUAUCGUUGGAGAGAAUUCUCAAUGCCUUUACACACCUGCCAUCGAUUUCGAAGGAGACCUCUCCAUCCGGUCUCCCCUUCACUCCUCCACCUUCAUCUCUGCUCCAGUGGAGCAGAACAAGGCCUUGACAGAAGAUUUUUCUGUAGUGGACCUCAGCUUUCUACCAGAUGAGCUCAGUGUUCAGGAUGAACUCCUACAUGAUGGGGCAGAGCAGCAAGAGCAGGAGAGUGAUGUGCGGGACAGUGGCUUUGUAGGUAUGGCAACCCCAGGGGAACAAAUACCAUCUGAGAGCAGCAUGGCUCUUCCUGGGGCCUCUCCAUUCUGCCCACUGCCCAUGACACCCAUGACUCCCAUGACUCCUAUGACACCUGUUUCUGAAAGUUCCGGCAUUGUCCCUCAGCUUCAGAAUAUUGUCUCCACUGUAAAUCUAGCCUGCAGUCUGGAUCUUAAGUCGAUUGCCCUUCGAGCUCGAAAUGCAGAGUACAAUCCAAAGCGCUUUGCUGCAGUCAUCAUGAGAAUCCGGGAGCCAAGAACAACAGCCUUGAUCUUCAGCUCAGGCAAAAUGGUUUGCACUGGAGCCAAGAGUGAAGAACAGUCCCGGCUUGCGGCCCGCAAAUAUGCCCGUGUUGUGCAGAAACUGGGUUUCCCAGCUAAAUUUUUAGACUUCAAAAUCCAGAACAUGGUUGGAAGCUGUGAUGUCAGGUUUCCCAUCCGGCUGGAAGGACUGGUCCUUACUCACCAACAGUUCAGCAGCUAUGAACCAGAACUGUUUCCUGGGCUCAUUUACCGCAUGGUAAAGCCACGCAUUGUGUUGCUUAUUUUUGUUUCUGGUAAAGUGGUGCUGACAGGGGCUAAAGAGCGCUCUGAAAUAUAUGAAGCCUUUGAAAACAUCUACCCAAUUCUAAAAGGGUUCAAAAAAGUGUGACCUACUGAAGAACCAAAUUGAUGAAUCAUCUGUGCAAAGUAAUAUAUUUAAAGAUCUAAUACCAUAAUCUACAUUUAGAGAGAGUAUAGCAGUGUUUCUUUUUUUUUCCAAAUAAAGAAAUAUGUUAAAUUUUUUUUGUACUUCUGAGCUACAGCUAUGUUUUUCAUAAUCAGAAAAAAUAAUGCAUGU
Erpetoichthys calabaricus (reedfish) is the source of this 1299-nucleotide messenger RNA. It is a transcript of the gene tbpl2, whose product is annotated as TATA box binding protein like 2. Bases 145 to 1110 code for a protein of 321 amino acids. NCBI's taxonomy places the organism in Eukaryota, Metazoa, Chordata, Cladistia, Polypteriformes, Polypteridae. The record is from RefSeq and is a predicted model, not a curated record. Gene Ontology annotation, molecular function: DNA binding; RNA polymerase II general transcription initiation factor activity. Gene Ontology annotation, biological process: DNA-templated transcription initiation. The transcript is spliced from 7 exons.